ACGGCUAAAUCGCGUCCCCAAAAACCUCUUCCUUCGAAAGCGAACACAACAAGCAGGGGGAGGUAGAGACAGAUCCACACCUCGCCUCGCCCCCACCUCCUCGCCGAUCGGGGGUCCAGAUCGCUUCGCUGCGGAGGUGGCCGAGGGGAGGAGCAGCCUCCCGGAUCCGCCUCGCCGUCAGCUGAUCGGGGCGUGAUCCGCGGGGGAGGAGCAGCAAUGACGGCCGAGGGGACGGCGUGCAACGGCGCCGGCGAGGCGCCGAAGGCGGAAUUCUCGCUGGAGAAGGCGGUGGCUGCGCCGCCGGAGGAGAAGGCGGCCGGGGAGCGCGAGGGCGAGGACGUCGGCGGGCCGUUCGUGAUCGUGAACGGCAGCGACUCCGACGGACACUCCGAACGCGGCUCAGAUCUGCGCAAGGGGCCCGACUAUGACUCGCCCUCCGACGUCGAGGACGUGCCCGCCUCCAAUGCGGCUCCGGACGCCGCCGCGGGUGGAGAUCACGGGGCCGCCGGCGGGGAAGUGAGUGCUCCGGGUGCGGCGCUCGGUGCUUCGUCGGCGGACGGGGGUGAUCGUGCAGCUGACGGCUCUGAGGGUGGCGCGGAUGAGGGCAAAAGUGAGCCAAGUUCCGAUUUUGUUGCUGAAGUGCCGCAGCUCGAGGCUGCCGGUGAAGAGCACGGUGGGGUAGCAGCUCCGGAGCCCAUUGGGAGCGACCCUGCCAUCGCUGGUGCUGAUUCUGAGGCACCUGCUGUGGAUUCCGAGGUUGAAGGCAAGGAGGAUACUGUAGAUGAAAUUGCUGCUACUGAUGUUGCUGAAUCAGUGGUGCACAAGGCAGCUAGCGAAGAUCAGGAUGGAGAGGAUGCUGCUGCGGAGUCCUGUGGGCAUGAUGAUGCCGUAACAUCUGCCAAAUCCAGUUCUGCUGUUAUGGAGUCUGAGGUUAAUGGAGAAGAUAGCAAAGAAGAACAGAGUGCCACUGAUGCCCCGGAGCCAGUGGAGCAGGGUACCGGUGGAGGAAGUACUUUGGUGGAAAAUGGGCAUCUUUGUGCUGACGUGAGUGCUGGUUCGUUGGAAGCUGCAACUGAGCCUGAGAGUCAAGAGGAUGUUGCUGUGGAGUCCCUCGGGCAUGAAGAGGCCCCAAUGUCUGCCAAGUCUGGUUCCGCUGUCAUUGAGUUGGAGGCUACUGGGGAGGAUAGCAAAGAAGAACAGAGCGCUGCUGAUGUUGCGGAGCCGGUAGAGGAGGGUACAGAUGGUGCAAGUUCUUUGAUGGCUAAUGGUCAUGUCUGUGCUGACACAAGGGUUGAUUCAUUUGAAGCUUCAGCUGAGCCGGAGAAUCAUGCUAAUGAGAGCAAACUGGAACAAAAUGCCACUGAAAUCGCAGCAUCAGUGGAGGAGGAUACCUGUGAGGAUGGCAUAGAUGCAUCACAAACCAAUGGUCAUAUUUGUGCUGCCAUGGGUGGCGAUUCUUGUAUAGUUGCUUCUGAGUCCGAGGUUCAUGCCAUUGAGACUGAAGGGCAAGAAACUGAUCAGCAAGAGGAGGGAGCUCCAACAACUGAGGCUCAAGUAUUACAAGGACUGCUGGAAGCAACUGACAGAAACUGUGCAGGUAGUGUUGAGGAACUCACAGGAGAGGAAGUCGACGCAGGUGGUCAUAGCAAUGCAGAAGGCAGUGCUGAUGCUUCUGGGGAGAAAGAACCCAUGGACAAGCAAGCAGAAGGUGAAGCCACAUGUGGUAGUCUUCUUCAGUUAGAGGAGAAAUUGGGGAAGGAUGGUGUAGAUGAUUCAUGUGAUGAAUGCAUGCCUGGUGUUGUUUCCUCCAAUGAGGAAGUAGAGCUUCCUGUGGAGAAAGGAACAAACGAAGCUGUUCCUGCUGUCUGUGAGCCGGAGGAAGUAACUGAGAAUACAAGCCAAGAGACCAUGGGGGGUGAUGGAUUGGUCAAGGAUGGAGAUUCUAUUUGCACACUUCAUUCUUUGGAACCAGAAUCAGAUCCUUCAAGCCUGGAACACAAAGUCCAGGCGGAAGUUGCUACAGUUGAUGACACCGCAGCAGAGUCAGAUUUUAAAGUUGACAAUGUGGUGGAAGCAAAAACAGCAGCUUGCGAAGUUGAGGAAAUGGAGGUAAAAGAUGAGGCAGAUUUAGGUCCUUCCUUGUCUCAGCAGAAUUGUGAAUCUUCAACGGAAACGGUAGAGUAUGAGAAGAUUGAAACACCAGGUGUUGAAAUUGAGAAUGAUGUAGCAGAAGUAGAAUCAAAGGAAGAGGUUGAGAGGAAGGUUGUUGAUGCUGUCUCAUUGCAAGAAGCUGCAGCUUCUGAAGCCUCCACUUUCCACAAUGAGCCAAGGUCCAUAGAUUUGGUUGACAGUGAUAGCGUCAAUCAUUCUAGCCCUGCUACUGAGUUGGAAUCUUGUGACCAUGUACACAUUGAAGAGAGCAGAUCCCAAGAAAUUUCAAAGACCACAGUUGAGCAAGUUGUAUGUGGUGCUCCUUUGGAGCAUGGAUCUAUGGUGGCCAAUGAAGCUGAAACCAGUCCUGAAACAGAAAAUGGAUCUCAAGAAAAACAUAGUGACGCUGCUGUUGAUCAAGGUGAACCUGUCGACUUGACUGUAGAUGAAUUUCCUGUGGUUGAUACAGCAGUAGGUAUUUCUAAAGAGGAUGAAUCGAGUGAGAUUGUUGGAGGUAGCAACCCACAGGAAAGCCAGCCAGAAAUUUGCAAUGCAUCUGGUGCGUCUGAUGAGUGUUCCACCAGAACUGAAAAUGAAGUUCCGUCGCCAAUUAACAAGGUUGAUGAGACAUGCAACGGUACCUGUCCUGAAAACGCAGACGUGCCUACUAAAUCUCGUGACGAGGUUGAAACCAAUUGCUUGGAAGCAUUAGAGCCUUCAUCUAUUGGCACGGUUGUCCCAGCAGAACACAAGGACGAUCAUGAACAUGCUGCUGGCAAUCAUGCAGAGGUCAUCGGGCCACAGAAGGUCUAUAUGAUAAAAAUUCCAAGAUUUGCGGGUGAAGACCUCUGGGCUAAGACACAGGCUGCACAGGCUCACUUAGAUCAACUGACCCAGGAAAGAGAUGCGAUCAAUCGUCGCAAGCAAAAGCAAAAGGCUGUAUGUGAUCAAUACAGGGAACAGCUGGAGGCAGCACGACGAAAAGAGAGGGAAGCUAGGGCUGCACAUGGAGAUAAGAAGAAUGAUUUAAAUAGUCUACGGUCAGUAAUAGGGAAAAUGAACCAAGCAAAUUCAAUUGAAGAAAUUGAUGAGCUGAUUGUGACGAAAGAGAGGACUAUGCAACAUGAGACCAUUUCUUUGAGAGCUGAAAAGGCUUUAAUUAAAGAGAUUAAUGACCUAAAAGCCCAACGAAAGCAGUUGUCCUCCAAUAUUGGCUCAAAGGCUGAAAUCAAUGAGGCAUUCGACCAAAAAGAUCAUAUUCAUGAGCGGCAUAAGGCGUUAAAGAAGGAUUCUGAUGUUUUAUUCACCAACCUGAAAUCCCUAGAGGAGAACACAAGAAAGAUUCUUAAAUCCUUUGAAGAUGAAAGAACAGCUCUCAGAAAAUUAAAUGAGGAAUACCGAGCUGCAAAUGAAUUACGUCAAAAGGCCUACAGUGAGUGGUCCGAGCUUAAAGCAGAGCCCUGGAAGAAGAACCAGUACUUCUUCACGUACAGGGAUAACCGGAAGACUGCAGAGGAUUUCAAAAUUUCUGGUGAUAUGAAUAAACUAAAGUCAUACUGUAAGGAUCAGAUCGAGAGAUUUAUGGUAAUGUGGAAUGAAAAUGAGGACUUCCGUAAGCAGUAUGUUGAAGCAAACAAGUUUAGUACACUGAGGAGAUUAGGGACCCUUGAUGGACGAAAGCUUGGCCCUGAUGAAGAUCCUCCGGUCAUUCCAAGCAGAAGACCAAUGAAUGCAUCUCCAUUGACUGCCUCAAGCCCGGACGUGCCCACUUUAACUUCAGUACCAGCACCUGUAUCGGCUGCUCCAGCUUCCAUCCCUGCCAAAGAGGAGUCCUUUCCGGUUUUGCCAUCCCCCCAGAUCAGUAAGCGUGCCAAAUCAAAAGCAUCUGGUAGCUCUGCCCAGAAUGAGAACAAUGCUGUUUCAGCAUCAGAGGCAGAAGAUAUUAAACAAACUGAAAAGGAGAAGGCUCGUCUUGUGGAGGAACAAUUGGAGUUGGCUAGGAAGGCAGAGGAGUUGGCCCGUGAGGAGGAGGAACAAAGAAAAGAGAGGGCUGCAGCUGAAAAGGAGCGGCUCCGGUUGGAGCAGAAGGCCAAGGCUAAGGAGGCUGAGGAGCGGAAGAGGCGUAAAGCAGAGAAGGAGAAGGAAAGAGCUGAAUUCAAAGCACGGAAGGAAGCUGAGGAGAGGGAGAAGAAAAAAGCAAAGAAAGAUAAGAAGAAAGGCCCAACACCAGCAGACUCGAGCGCUAUUGGCGACAGCAAUGCUGCAGCAUUGGCUACAGCGGAUACUGACAGCAACGCUUCAGACAACUCAAGGGAAGUCGAGGUUCCUCAAUCGACUGCCCCCAAGAGGCUAUCUAGACCGGCAGCUGCCAUCAAGCAGCUGAACAGGGUGCAGCCCAUGCCAGCGCCCCUGCGUAACAGGGGCAGGAGGAAAAUGCGGCAGUACAUCCUGAUCGCCGCGGCGGUCCUGUCGGUGCUCGCGCUGUUCAUGGCCGGCAACUACAUUCCCAGGUUGAAGUCGCUUCACCAUUAAAGUUCAUCGGCACUCCCUAUGGAUGGCCGAGUCCGUAGGGACGAGGAGGUGGUUUCUUGAUGAUAGUAAAGGGACACGGCGAUUCUGCCGUGGCGAAUGAGGCCUACCUAGAUAUGAUGAUGCUUCUUCGAUUUCCGACUGCUCCGGUUGAUUUGUAUUUAUUUUGCCUUAUAUUAUAUAGGUUGUGAAAGUUGGGGGUGCAUUGUGUUAAAAGUUAUCGGAUGGUGGCGAAAUAUUCGUUAGAACAUGGUAAUAAUAACUAUAGAUUCUUUUUUGUACAA
Setaria italica (foxtail millet) is the source of this 4964-nucleotide messenger RNA. RefSeq lists its product as uncharacterized. Bases 217 to 4683 code for a protein of 1488 amino acids. The record is from RefSeq and is a predicted model, not a curated record. Lineage: Eukaryota; Viridiplantae; Streptophyta; Magnoliopsida; Poales; Poaceae. The transcript is spliced from 9 exons.